AUGCCGAUCACGGACUCUACGCCGGAGGAAAAGUCGAAAAAACCAGCUACGCAUGCUGAGCGCAAUGCAGCGGAUCUUGAGAAAAUGACUGGAGAUUUUGAGGAAACCGAAGUGACCGCGGGGAUAACUGAUGCCUUAAAAAAAGUAACCGAAGAAAAACAGUUUUCAGCUCCGGCCCCAAGAAUCAAAAUUAGGUCAGAGGACGUCGAUUUAAUCGUUCAGGAGUUCGAGAUCAGUUGGAUAGCGGCGGAAAAGAAACUCAAAGAAUGCCAUGGUGAUGUCCGCGAAGCACUUUGUGCAUUAUGUAAGUAA
Messenger RNA from Echinococcus granulosus, 312 nucleotides. RefSeq names its product Huntingtin-interacting protein K. The transcript has 2 exons. The record is from RefSeq and is a predicted model, not a curated record. Bases 1 to 312 code for a protein of 103 amino acids. Lineage: Eukaryota; Metazoa; Platyhelminthes; Cestoda; Cyclophyllidea; Taeniidae. Gene Ontology annotation, biological process: protein stabilization; negative regulation of apoptotic process.